AUGGAAGGAGAGAGACAAGUGAACGCUGUGCUGUUACCAUGGUUGGCACAAGGUCACAUCAAUCCGUUUUUAAAUCUCUCCAAGGCCUUAGCAAGCCAUGGGGCCGUAAAACUGUGGAUAGUGUCGACCCCUGUGAAUAUAUCCGGAAUCAGAGCUCGUUUGCAGGGGGAGCCGAUCCAGCUGAUAGAGUUAAAAUUGCCAUCAGUUGAGGGACUAGCCCAUGGCAUUGAACGCACAGCAGACAUCAAACCAGAAUCAGCCCAUCUCCUACACAGAGCAUUCGACCAACUGGACAAGCCAUUCGAGGAUCUCUUGCGCCACCUUUCCCCAGACGUCGUAAUCCACGACCUUCCAGCCCAUUGCGCCGCCACUGUGAGCGCCAAUUUGGGGAUACCCACUUUGGUAUUCGACGUAUACAGUCCCACAGCCAGCAGUUUCGUGCGCAGCCAUUCCAUGCAUGCAACCAAUCAUGGGACUAAAACGCCUCAAGAUCUGACGCAACCAGUACCCGGAUUUCCCUCCCCAUUCAUUUCCUGGCGCUUGUUCGAAGCCAAGGCCUCGGCGGGCAUGUUCCUGCCUGGCCCCGGAGGUUUCAAGGUCACGGAUUUCAUGUCCUCGGCGUAUCAACAAUCCAGUGGAAUCCUCAUAAAAUCGUGCUUUCAAGAGGAAGAAAAGUAUCUGCAGUAUCUCAGAGAGUCCACGGGCAAACCCGUCAUUUCUGUUGGCCCGUUGAUGUUGACAGACGCCGAGGCGGAUGCGGGAGUGGAGGAUUAUUCAACCCUAAAUUGGUUGGACAAACAAGUGAUUUCCUCUGUGGUGUUUGUAUCCUUCGGAAGUGAGUCGUUUCUUUCGGCGGCGCAGAUAACAGAGCUGGCUUUUGCACUGGAGGAUUCGGGGCACCCAUUUCUCUGGUCUUUGCGAUCUUCUGACGGGACAUCAUCAUUGUCGUUGUCUUUGUUGCCCGCGGGUUUUGAAAGCCGGACGCGUGACCGGGGGCUUGUGAUGGGCGGGUGGGUGCCUCAGAUCAGCAUCGUUUCGCAUCCUUCCGUGGGAUGUUAUGUUACCCAUGGCGGGUGGAGUUCGGUGAUGGAAGCAUGGCUUUACUCCGGGUUACCGCUGGUUCUGAUUCCCCUGCGGCAUGACCAGGGGCUUAAUUGCCGACAGAUUGCGCUGGAAUUGAAUGGGGGAAUUGAAGUGGUUAGGGAUGAGGAGGGGGGUUUUAGCAGAGAGAAUGUUUGUAAGGCUAUUGGGAUGGUCAUGGGCAAAGACGAAAGAGGUGCGGCGAUUCGAUCGAGGGUUGAGGAACUCCAGGGCGUCAUCCGCCUUAACAAUGCUCGUCAGCGAGCAAUAACUCAGGAUCUUGUCAAUUAUCUUAGAACGCUGUUGGUUAAGAAAUGA
This is a messenger RNA of Cryptomeria japonica (Japanese cedar), 1398 nucleotides long. RefSeq names its product anthocyanidin-3-O-glucoside rhamnosyltransferase. The record is from RefSeq and is a predicted model, not a curated record. The coding region runs from base 1 to 1398 and encodes 465 amino acids. The transcript has a single exon. Gene Ontology annotation, molecular function: UDP-glycosyltransferase activity. Lineage: Eukaryota; Viridiplantae; Streptophyta; Pinopsida; Cupressales; Cupressaceae.